CACGCUCCACAUUGAAGUGGUAAUACUGCCAUCUUAAUCUGAGUUUCUUCCUCACCGAUACUUCCCCUUGGAUAUAUUUCUUCAUAUAUUUCGAGCCCAGAAUUUGGCUGGCUUUUCCUCUUUAUCUCCUAACUUUUGGAUUGCAAUGCACAAAUUAAUAUCCCAAUCAUUUCUCCGUCAAAACCCAAACUUCAAUCAAAAGCCUCAACGCCAACAAUGAGUUCUCCCUCAGAGGACACGCCGUAUUCGAUUCCAUUGACACUGGCAGAGCACCUAGUAUCUACCCCGCUAUUAUCGUGGUAUGAUGGUGUCGCUCUUCAGCCAAAUAGUCUUUGGGGCGCUCAAAUCUAUGAUAAUCAUAAUCUUAUAUUGUUGGGAACGUUCAAGUCUGAAAUAUCUGCAGCCCGUGUUUACGAUAGUGUGGCCAGAAAAAUCUACGGAAGUGACUUCUUCCGUAACUUAUUUUUAACAAAUCUCACCAUUCACGAACCUAGUUUUCAGAGCAUGUACACCAAGGAAGCCAUCAUUGAUAUGAUUAGGGAUGGCUCUUACGAACCCAAGUUCAUGGAGUUCAUUUGGAUUCACCACCCGAACUUCCGCUAUAGUGGCUUUGUUGCAUGGCCUACUUCUUUGGACACCAUCCACGGAGUCCUUUUUAAGGAAAUGUUUCAUAAAAAGUUGAUCCUGACAGAUAUGGAGAAUAAGGAAGUUGGGGCACGUUUGCCGAUGAGAUGGAGCUUUGUGUUAAUGACAUUGUUGUCUUCUAUCGAUCUAGGGACUGGGGAAGGUGUCCUACCAGAAUUUUUUAUGUGGUUGACAUCAUUCGGGGCGUCAUUUGAUAAGCAAUAGUGACCAGCUGAGGCUAGCAUUAAUGCAAAAAAUUGAAUGCUAUACAUUCAGUGAGUUGUUUCUCUUCAAAGAUAUUGGAAUCUUUUUCUAAAAUCUUAUGUUUAUAAAAAAAAAUCAAG
Phalaenopsis equestris is the source of this 968-nucleotide messenger RNA. Its product is annotated as putative AP2/ERF and B3 domain-containing protein Os01g0140700. Bases 217 to 849 code for a protein of 210 amino acids. Lineage: Eukaryota; Viridiplantae; Streptophyta; Magnoliopsida; Asparagales; Orchidaceae. The record is from RefSeq and is a predicted model, not a curated record. The transcript is spliced from 3 exons. Gene Ontology annotation, biological process: regulation of DNA-templated transcription. Gene Ontology annotation, molecular function: DNA binding; DNA-binding transcription factor activity.